UAACUAGCCAGCCUCUGUAACCAUGUGGUGUCCACAGACUACAGUACAGGAAGUUCCUCCCUACGACCUCGGAAGUAUUUCCGCGUGCUCCUUGCUCCUUAGUGAAGGUCCGGGUAUUUCUUUCAAACUCUGAGAUGAGCGGCAAAUCUGAUGGAAACAACGAAUUCCACGAGCAGCUGCGAUUGCAGCAGCUGUACGGGGGGAGCCGGGAGGAGGGGGGCGGAGAGGACCCCAACACCUACGUGGAUCCUGAAGACGGGACGGUGUAUGACUGGGACCACGAAAAGAGGGCAUGGUUCCCGAAGUUAACAGAAGACUUUCUGGCAGCUUAUCACGCCAACUAUGGCUUCAAUACGGAGGAGUCUGAGAGCACGCCUGCCUCGGCUGAUCAGCCGGGCCCUGCUACCCAGGGUGGGGAUGCCAAGAAACCACCAGCAGAUGGCGCUGAGGCUUCACAGGCUAAAGAGGGCAAACAGAAAGGAGAGAAGCGGAAAUGCGAUCCGGGUUGGUUUGAUGUGGACGAAGGGAAAAACACGAAUGUCUACGUGUCGGGCUUACCGCUGGAUAUCACCCCUGAUGAGUUUGUGGAGGUCAUGUCCAAGUGUGGGAUUAUCAUGCGAGACCCCAUCACAGAGGAGUAUAAAGUGAAGCUCUACAGGGAUAACCAAGGGAACCAGAAGGGAGACGGGCUGUGUUGUUAUCUCAAGAAGGAGUCGGUGGAGCUGGCGGAGAAGCUGAUCGAUGAGUCUGAGAUCCGGGGGUACAGGCUGCACGUGGAGGCAGCGCAUUUCGAGCUCAAGGGCCAGUACGACUCCAGCAAGAAGAAGAAGAAGAACAAAGACUACCGCAAGAGGCUCCUGAGGCAACAGAAGCAGCUGGACUGGAAGCCAGAGAAGAAGCCAGGCGAGGCUCGACUGAGGCACGAGCGGGUUCUUAUCAUCAGGAACAUGUUCCAUCCCAAGGACUUUGAGGAGGAUCCGCUGGUGCUGAAUGAGAUCGGAGAGGACCUGAGGACAGAGUGCGAGAAGUUUGGCCAAGUCAAGAAAGUCCUCAUUUUCGAUAGGCACCCGGACGGAGUGGCUUCAGUAGCUUUCAAAGAGCCUGAGGAGGCGGAUGUCUGCCAGCUGGCUCUAAAUGGUCGCUGGUUCGGGGGACGAAAGCUGUCUGCAGAAUUGUGGGACGGGAAGACGGAUUACCAGAUUGAGGAGACGUCGAGGGAGCGGGACGAGAGACUGAAAGGAUGGUCCUCGUUCCUGGGGGACAACUCGGCUGUGUCUGUGGAGAAAGAGGCCCCCAAAGGGGAGGGGCCCCCCAAGGAAGAUGGGCCCCAGCCCCCAACGGAGAACACGGAAGAGCCCCCAGCAAGGAGCCCUGAGCCUGGGGGGCCUGUGGAGGAAGAGGAGGCGGCCCAGGGGAACGGGAGCAGCGUUUCGGAGGAUCCCGGAGUCGAGUCGACAGACAGCAGCCUGGCAGACAGCGAGGAUGAGAAGGAGGAUGUGGAUGAAGCUUAAACAGACGAGAGGAUGUAUAAGCCACUGGAACAGCUGGGUGGGGUAAUGCAACCAUCAGCGAUUCCUGAUCCGAGACCCUGUUUGUACAAGGAAGGGACUGAAAACAAAGUGCUGUACCAGUAGCCCCUGAUGUAAAAGGGAAAAAAAUGCUGUUGUUUUGCAGUUCCUGGUCUUUCUUCUUCUCGUUGCUUUUCAUUUUAAUCCAAGAUUUUCUGCAUUUUUUUUUUUUUUUUUACCAUUACAUAAUAAACAGAUGUUGAUUGUCAGUUGUGAUACGCUUUUCUGUGCGCAGCAGGGGUGAAAGUACGAGGACGGCUCCCUGAGGCCAGCGGGAUCUCAGGACCUCGAGAAAACAGAAACAAUUAUCUUCAGUUUUCCUGAGAUAGAUAAAUGGGUGUCUGGAACACGGAAGUAAUGACUUCCAUUUACUGGAGAUCCUGAGAUCAAUUAUCUUGUGAUUGUGACAUCAUUUUUUUUUAUUCCCAAUGGCCUCAACAAGCUGCCUUAUAGAAUGCGUGUGUGUCGGGGGGGGGGGGGGGGGGGGGGGGGGGGGGGGGGGGGGAGGGGGGU
Acipenser ruthenus (sterlet) is the source of this 2081-nucleotide messenger RNA. Its product is annotated as HIV Tat-specific factor 1 homolog. Gene Ontology annotation, cellular component: U2-type spliceosomal complex; U2 snRNP. The record is from RefSeq and is a predicted model, not a curated record. The transcript is spliced from 10 exons. Gene Ontology annotation, molecular function: RNA binding. Gene Ontology annotation, biological process: mRNA splicing, via spliceosome. Bases 135 to 1511 code for a protein of 458 amino acids. NCBI's taxonomy places the organism in Eukaryota, Metazoa, Chordata, Actinopteri, Acipenseriformes, Acipenseridae.